This is a messenger RNA of Triticum turgidum subsp. durum (durum wheat), 300 nucleotides long. The record is from the annotation of a GenBank genome assembly. Lineage: Eukaryota; Viridiplantae; Streptophyta; Magnoliopsida; Poales; Poaceae.
AUGGCCAACUAUAGCAACUGCUUCCAUACAUCAAUCAUACUCUCGAUGCUUCUUCUCAUAUGCUUUGCUACCCAUGCACAAUGCGGCAGAAUCCUGGAAGACAUGAAAUCAAUUAGGGUCAAUAUACCAGGUGGUCUGUGCGCCCGUGUUCGGGGCUGCAAAGACGUAUGCAUAUGUUGUUUAGUAAAGGAUUCCUGCUAUGAUUCAUUUGAUGAAUGCCUGGCCGACUGUCCAAAAACUUCUCCGUUAGACCCAGCGGCAGCGAUGAGUCGUUCUCCAUCACCAUCCUAUCUAAUCUAG